Daphnia pulicaria is the source of this 6402-nucleotide messenger RNA. RefSeq names its product mitogen-activated protein kinase-binding protein 1-like (gene Wdr62). Gene Ontology annotation, biological process: regulation of mitotic cell cycle; mitotic spindle organization. Lineage: Eukaryota; Metazoa; Arthropoda; Branchiopoda; Diplostraca; Daphniidae. Gene Ontology annotation, cellular component: mitotic spindle. Bases 431 to 5389 code for a protein of 1652 amino acids. The record is from RefSeq and is a predicted model, not a curated record. Gene Ontology annotation, molecular function: protein binding. The transcript has 22 exons.
CGUCCAGUUUGUCCCGUGCCUGCGACCCGUUCACAACGAACGUCGAACGGAAAAGAUAAAAUCAAAUUAACAACAAACAAACGAAAGAAAGUGAGAGAGAGAGAGAGGCCGAGAUAGGCAGAGAUAGGCAGAGACUUUCAACAUUGUUUCGUUCUCUGGUGAUUAUCAUUGUUAACCGAAAAAAAGGGGGCCAGGUGCGAAUCAGUAGCGCCCAGUGUCGGUGUUUUUUGCCGUUGUCUAAAAGAAAAGAAAACAUGAAGUGAUAAGGGAGUGUUUUUAUUUUUGUUCUUCUGUUGCUGAUGCUGCCGCCACCGCCUUGUGGCUUGUCUGUUAUUAUUGUUAUUAUACGUGCAGUACGCAUGUCUGACUAAACUGUACGAGUCGUUAGUGAUCGAUUAUCAGUUAAAAAAAGGGGAAGAUAAAAAAAAAGAUGCUUCAGAAGAACGUCGUCAUUAACGGACGGGUGCCGGAGCCGAUGCCAGGACCCAAAGCAGCGGUGAAUGAGGUCGUCAACAACAACCAGAAGAGAGUGAAGCUGGAACGCGUCCUGGGGUUGACCGUCACAUCAAAUGCGGCGCUCGCCUGCGAUCCCAAUACGGGAACCAUCGCCUAUCCUGCGGGAUGCGCCGUGGUGUUGUUCAACCCACGCAAGAAUCGCCAGACUCACAUUGUCAAUCCGUCGCGUAAAACGCUAACGGCGGUGGCUUUUUCGGCCGAUGGCAAGUACCUGGUGACGGGCGAAUGCGGUCACCAGCCCUCGGUCCGCAUUUGGGAUCUGGCCGAUAGGAGCCAGGUGGCGGAAUUUGCCGGGCACAAGUUCGGCGUCGUUUGCGCGGCUUUUUCGCCCAACCACAAGUACGUGGUGUCGGUUGGCUCGCAACACGACAUGAUUGUCAACGUAUGGGAUUGGCGUAGCGGCGUCAAAGUGGCCUCCAACAAGGUGUCGUCCAAGGUGAAGGCCGUCUCGUUUGCAGAGAACGGCUCCUACUUCGUGACGGUGGGUAACCGGCACGUCAAAUUUUGGUACCUGGAAUAUUCUCGAUCGGCCAAGUAUAAGGAACCUGUGCCGCUGAUGGGCCGUUCGGCCAUUUUGGGCGAGCAGCGCAACAACUACUUUUGUGACGUCGGAUGCGGUCGCGGUGAGAUGGGCGACUCGACGUACGCCAUCACCAAGACGGGCCUCCUCUGUGAAUUCAACAACCGUCGCCUCCUGGACAAAUGGGUCGAAUUAAGGACGUCGAGCGCCAAUUGCUUGGUGGUUGGCGAGCAGCACAUAUUUGUCGGCUGCGCUGACGGCAUCGUCCGAUGCUUCAGUCCAUUUACGCUGCAGUUCGUCACGACUUUGCCGAGGACGCACUACCUCGGCGUCGACGUCGCCAAGGGUCUCUCCAUCAGUCACAUGGCCUCGCAUCCGGCCAAUGCCAAAUACCCGGACACGGUGGCGCUCACCUACGACGAGACGAACCACAAGGUGGCCUGCGUCUACAGCGAUCGCAGCCUCUACUUGUGGGACAUCACCGACAUCCGCAAGGUUGGCAAAUCGCAUUCGUUUUUGUACCACGCUGCCUGCAUUUGGGGCGUCGAAUCGUACCCCUCUUCCAAAGAAGGCAUGAAGGGCGUUCUGCCCACUGGCUCGUUCGUGACCUGCUCGAGUGACGAUACGAUCCGCGUCUGGAAUCUCGACCCCAACAUGGGCACCAACACCAUCUACCGGCGCAACAUUUACAGCAACGAUCUUCUCAAGACCUUGUACGUUGAUCAAGAAUUAGCUUUCCUGAAGGAUCAGGAUCUAGCUGCAGGCGGCUCGUCGGACAAGACUGACUCGACUUAUGAUGCCCGUAAUGGUGUCCGAUGCAUCCGGAUUAGUCCGGAUGGCAAACACCUGGCUUCGGGUGACCGAGCCGGUAACAUUCGGAUUCACGACAUGCAAUUCAUGGAUCAACUCUACAAAAUCGAAGCCCACGACUCGGAAGUGUUGAGUUUGGAAUACUCGAAGCCCGAAUCCGGAUUAAGACUCUUGGCUUCGGCUUCGCGCGAUCGUCUCAUUCACAUCUUUAGUGUCGAUCAGGGUUACAGUUUUGUACAGACGCUGGAUGACCAUUCGUCGUCCAUCACUUCUGUGCGGUUCGUUUUAAGUCAUGGACUCUUUCAGAUGGUCUCUUGCGGUGCCGAUAAGUCGCUCAUAUUCCGCCAGCUGCAACAGGCUAAUGGCAACAGUCAGGUGCAGUUUGCCCGCGGACACAAUAUCGUCGGCAAGACCACCUUUUACGACAUGGAAUCGGACCAGAGCCAGAAACACAUCUUGACGGCAUGCCAGGAUCGCAGCGUCAGAGUUUACAACACGUCCACUGGCAAGCACAGCAAGACUUUCAAGGGAUCCAACAGCGAUGAUGGAACGCUUAUCAAGCUCUGCCUGGACAGCAGCGGCCUAUACGUGGCCACCAGCUGCACGGAUAAGACGUUGGCCGUCUACGAUUACUAUUCCGGCGAAUGCAUGGCCACCAUGUAUGGCCACUCUGAGCUGGUGACUGGUCUGCGCUUCACUAAUGAUGGCAAGCACCUGGUCAGCGUUUCGGGCGAUGGGUGCGUCUUCAUAUGGAAGUUGCCGCACGAUAUGACUGUGACGGUUCAAGCCCGGCUGACUCAACAGAGCGCCCGAGCGGCCAAAGAGAGCCGGCGGGCCACUUACAACACUCACGGAGGUAGCGGCAGUGGCGGACCCCUUUCGCCGGAUCUUAAAACCGAUAAUGAGGAAUUCGGUUCUCCCCCGCCGGAAUUGUUUGAUCCCAAUGCCAACGCUAACCAACAAGGGAUGGAGGAAGACUAUCGUUUCAGCGUCGGUCAGCUGCCCCUGUGGGCCAAGAAGCAAAUCGGUGAAAACAAUCCACCCAAACCCGGAAGCAAUAGUACGAACAAGGGAGGUGUCGACUUGCCAAAGGGUCGAUGGGCACAGAGGAUGGAUACCACCAACGCAUCGGGCAUCACUGUCAAGUCAUUUUACCAAGGCGACAGUGUCAUUCCUUUCCCUCCGUCUCAGAUGGAGAAAGGAAACCUGGCAGACUCCGACGGUUCCAAGGACAGCUCACUGGAGAGUAACGAGUUCCGCAGCUACGGCCGCAACGACGGGACAUUUCUCAAAGAGAACGAACCUGACGAAUUUGUCCCUUGUCCUGCGAGCCUCGAUGAAAUCGAGCGCGCCUCUCUCGCUUUCCAGAUUCCGACGUCGAAGAUAACGCGGCGAGGCGGCGAAAGUUCGGCAGAGAGUGGGCGUGGCCGGACAUUGACUGACGACAGCAGCGCCAGCAGCUUGAAAAUGGAGGAUUUCGAAGGGACGGAACAUGACGGUGACGUCGAAGAUUAUUCUGACAACGAGUCCACCGAGCCCGAACAAACUGAGAAGUUGAUGUAUUACCCCCAAAACGAGGAGACCAGCAGCGAUUACACCGUCAACGCUAUGGAUGUGGAGGAGUUGCGACGAUCGCAGCGUCGCGUGAAGAAACCACGAUCGUCCGGCACGGACCUUGGCAUGAGUUACACUUUGAACCCGCCCAGUAGCACAGUUUCUGUCUCAGGGUCGCAGGACUCGGAAGACGACGACGAUGAAAUUUCGACGCCAAGUGGCGAACUUGCCGAACGAAAUCUACUCUCGCUCCUUUCCGUCAGUUCCGAAAGUCUGGAUCGAGUGGGUCGCCGUGAGUCGUACCUGAAGAGUAAUUUCGAGUCGCUUGGAGGUCAGAACGAUAAUCUGGACAUGACGGUCGUCUCGGCCGAAACGGAGGACGGCUCACCUUUCAACAAGUCCAAUUUGAGCAGCUUGACGUCGAAAUUCUUGACGAAGAGCAACAGCAACGCGGACAUGAUCAGCGCCGUGAAAGCCACCCAGCGCGAUCCUGAAGCGGCCCGCAAGCGUGAGGAGCUGCAGCGCCGAAUCGAGGAGACGCGGCGCAAAUUGCAAAGCAUUGGCUACAAGUCGAAUUUGAGGAACAGUCAAAGCAUCACCGAUCUGCGAGAGAGUGGACCUGCCUCGUUGACGGCUUCGCCGACUCCCAACAUGACGUCGUCCGGCUCCGUCGCCGGAGGUGGAGGAGGCGGCACUUUCGAUUCGUCGUCGGCUGGUGGUCGAAUGUGGGGAUCGACCAAGGAUCGAGUUGCCAACGAUGGUGAAGCUGAUGCUGAGAACGGCACCAGCGGCCUGCGUCGAGCAUGCUCGUUGAGCGACCUAUCGAAGCCUUCGCCACGUAGACUCUUGCCCUCUCCGCCCAACAAUGUGUCUGGAAAAGUGUCCCGGCCUGCGGCCUCCACUCCGCAACAAACUCAGCCACAACCUCAAAAAGCCAGGCAGUUUGUUCAAACCCAGCCAGUUAAGCGGACGUCGCUUAGACCCGCCGUUUCGACCGAUCUGACUCGCAGUUCGUCCAUGGGAUUUCUUAAUCAGGCCAACGAUUCGGACAGCGAGCUGAAACGACCUCAGUCGAGCGCUUCUGGUUCGACCAAUUUGAUCCACUCCAAUCGUGGGAGUCUAACUGUCGCUUCCGGCGUAUCCAAAUCGCCUUCGUUCGGAUCCAUUUCUCGUCCCUCGUCAACACAGUCAGCCAUGCGGCCCACCAUCAGCUCAGCCAACAAAGCUGCCGCCAUGUCUGGCAGUAAAGUUGGUGGAAGCAACAGUGGUGGAACUCCGAUGAAAUCUCUGCAGACGACUCGUCGUAUUUCAUCGGCCGUUUCCACUGGGGACAUCCAGCAGGCGUUGCACGAUUCUUCCAGUUCAGAGGAAGCCGGGGGAACCGAGCCCAAAACCAACGUCAAGGCCCGAGUGAUGAGUUUUGAGAAAACGGUUGGCGGCCGAAGUGAAAAGGCACGCUCUGUUUUGUUCACUCCAUCUCCCAAGACCAAUCCGGCUCGCCGUAGUCUCUUCAACAGUCCAGUCACAUCUGCAUCGUCGUCCACUCCGGGAGUGGGUGCACCUCGGUCCGCCCCGUCGACUCCAUCCGACAAUGGCCCAUCCCACGAUGCCAAUAAAGUCUUGUCACGAGCCUCGUGUGAAUUGGCCAUUGAGACCAUGAAGGCCUCAACGGAGCAGCUUCUUCUGUUGCAGCGCCGACUUGCGGGCGGGACGGGUUCGUCUGAAGGUUCAGAAUCCAACCUGUCGGAUCGAGAACGAGCUGAGCUACUGCAGUUGCUCUCUACGGCUUCUAUGCCCAUCAUCCAAAGUCUGAAGACUCUCCAGUUCCCACCGGCGGGCAUAGAGCUGGAUCGAUUGGCAAAUGCGACGUCGCCACAACCCAAUGAAAACAAUCCUUUGAUGGUUCAGAUGAUGCAGCAGUAUUCUGACAUGCUUCUUUCGAUGAUCCACCAGCGAAUGGGAGUCCCGGCUCCGCCCUCUCCGCGGUAGCUUGCCAGCAGUCCCAGCAGCCAAAAAAAUGACGCCCCGUAACGUUGUGAUUCUGUUGGGCGUGAUUCGUUGCCACACAUCACGAGACCUAUCUAUUCCUGAACGAGAAAUUCUUCAGUGACCCCCCAUCCCCUCUUUACAUUCUCAGUUGCUAAACGAAAGAACAAGGCCGUGUAUAGGGUCUGUCUGUCUGUCGAGCUCUCUUUCCCCCCCCCCUUUUUUUUUCUUUAUGGAAGCCCCGUCCAUCUCAUAUAACGAUGUGCGUAGCCGUCGGUGCCAUUUUUUUCAUCCUCUUCUUCCGCGUUGUUUCCUCUCCCCCCCCCCCCUCUCUCUACAAUCUUUUAAACUCUCCAACAGGGUUUCAUCGUCUGAAAUAAUCCUUCAAAAACAUUUUUGUACCAAAGCGAUGGGAACAUCAACAUUCCCUGCUCUCUGGUUUCGUUAAUUAACGUGUUAUUUGCGAUAUUUAGUGUAAGGGCUUCUAUGGUUUAUUUGCCAAUCGUUCUUCUACUUUUGUUUUUUUGAUCUAAAAAGACUUGAGACCAGAUAGCUACAAAAUUUCCAUCCAUUCCAACCCAAUCGCUCUCGAUGCGGUCAAGUUUUCAAAUUGGUCAAAUUUUCAAAUAUUUUUUUUCUUUUUUAAGAUUAUCACGAAGUACGAUACUGCGCGUAGGAUAAGCCACCCCAUCCCCUAAUGAUUGUACAUUAUAUCUGUAACAUAGAGUUAUUAAAAACACAGUGAAAGAAAGUUAAAGGAAAUGAAUUAGUUUCCGUGCCAAACUGAGAUGUUGGAGGCCUUUUCACAUUCCACCAAUGCUUCUAUUCGACUGGCAUGUUGGGAAACAUCUGCAACCACCAUGAGCCAAGCCUUUUUGGGAAAAUUAAUUACCUUAUCAUGCAUGAUUUUCUUCUGUAGACCAUACUUCCACCAAUUAAAGUUCCAGGUUCAUCCCAUUUUUGGCGUUACUUUGCUAACAAAUUGAGCGGUAAUAAACACUCUUUAAAAUUGUGAA